Chenopodium quinoa (quinoa) is the source of this 1726-nucleotide messenger RNA. RefSeq names its product glutathione S-transferase L3-like. Gene Ontology annotation, molecular function: glutathione transferase activity. The transcript has 10 exons. Bases 487 to 1455 code for a protein of 322 amino acids. The record is from RefSeq and is a predicted model, not a curated record. Lineage: Eukaryota; Viridiplantae; Streptophyta; Magnoliopsida; Caryophyllales; Amaranthaceae.
CGUAAAUAAAAAAAUUGUUUGAGAUAUACAAUGAAACCGAUUCAACAACAAAUUACACAUUAUUUUUUAAUUUUUUUAAAAAAAAUUUAAAAUAAAAAAAUAUUAUGUCUUUCACUCGUAAAAAGAAAACUUGUCAAAAUCAAAUACUCGUGAAUUGUGAAGUUGUAAUUGCAAGUAUUCAGAAAUAGAGAUAAUAUACACAAUUACUAACAUGAAAAAAAAGAAAAAAAAAACAGUCGGAAGUACAUUAACCCCCCCCAUAAAACAAUUUUUUUUUAGAAAGCCACAACUCCCACAAGGGUGGAGCGAGAGUUGAUCCCAAAACUUACUGAAACGAGAAAAACUCCAAGUACUUGAGCUAUCUCUCACUCAGUCCCCUAAAAAACAUGUGUGCUUAAUUGAUUCAAGUUUAUCGUGUACACACUCCGGCUAAAACUAAAGUGCUUUAAUUUCAAAGUGCAGAACUAUAGCAACAACGAACUGAAAAUGGGUUCUACAACUCCAGCAAUAAUGAGUAAUGUUUAUGCAUCAACCUCACAUUUUCCAAUCAUCUCUUUCCUUCCAUUAAACCCCACUAAAUCAAUAACACACUCAAAUUUUCAUAUUCAACAACAAAAACACCAUCAUUUUCACGCUCUUCACUUGAAAAUCCAAAGAAAAAAUGUCAUCACUGCUUCAAUAAUCGCUUCCACCAGGAAAAUGGAAGAAAUCUUGCCUCCACCUCUUGAUUCUACUUCAGACCCACCUCUAUUGUUUGAUGGCACAACAAGGUUGUAUAUUUCAUACACUUGCCCAUAUGCUCAACGGGUUUGGAUUACCCGUAAUUGUAAGGGACUACAAGAUAAAAUAGAAUUGGUGGCCAUUGAUCUCAAAAACAGGCCUUCGUGGUACAAAGAAAAAGUCUACCCAUCAAAUAAGGUUCCAUCAUUAGAGUACAAAAAUGAAGUUAGAGGUGAGAGCCUUGAUUUGAUGAAGUUUAUUGACAGUCACUUUGAAGGGCCUUCCUUAUUCCCCAGUGAUCCUGUGAAGCAGGACUUUGCUGGCGUACUAUUUUCUUAUAUUGACUCAUUCCAUAAAGCUGUGACUUCUUCUUUCAAGGAGGAUGGAGUGAAUGCAGAAACUGGUACUGCCUUUGACUACAUUGAAGAUGCGCUUUCCAAGUUCAAUGAUGGCCCCUUUUUUCUGGGUCAGUUCAGUCUGGUUGAUAUUGCUUAUGUCCCAUUCUUUGAAAGAUACAUCCCCUUUUUGAAAGAUGUGAGGAGCUAUGAUAUUACAGCCGCGAGACCUAAGAUUGCUAUGUGGAUUCAGGAGAUGGAUAAAAUAGAGGGCUAUAAGCAAACACAAACUGAUCCAAAGUUGCUUGUUGAAAGUUACAAGAAACGUUUCUUGCACAUAAUUUUCGAACAAGUUUAUAUGAUACUUGCAGACCAAGCUUUGACGAGAGGACGAAGCUAAGCUACGGAAAGCUUUUUAUUAAAGCUUGUUAUUUUAUUUAUAGAAGGUGAUAAUGGUAUCGAUAGAUUACAUGUGAAAUGGAUUAGUCCUCUAAACUCAAAUAACUGGGGUAGUUGUCAGCUUAAUAAGCCAUGCUUGUUAGCACGAGGAAUGCCCUUAUAUUUUCUGAUGCUUCCUGUAUAUUCUCAGUGAAAGCUUUAGCACUUUUACUUUUCAAACUGUGAUGUAUUAUAGCUUUUACUAAUAUAAUACAAUAGCAUUUCUUGGUAAA